Messenger RNA from Portunus trituberculatus (swimming crab), 2311 nucleotides. RefSeq lists its product as uncharacterized. The record is from RefSeq and is a predicted model, not a curated record. The transcript has 6 exons. NCBI's taxonomy places the organism in Eukaryota, Metazoa, Arthropoda, Malacostraca, Decapoda, Portunidae. The coding region runs from base 267 to 1877 and encodes 536 amino acids.
UGACAAUGCUAACACCAAGUAAAAGUUGUAGUGAAUGUAUGGCUGUGACAUAAAACAAUGUUGUUCAGGAGAAAGGCAAGGCCGAAUUAAAGUGUUGCAACAAAAGUUACUAGACCAGGAGGUUUGUAAAUGGUUUGGCUUCAGUGUGCCUCGUACUUCGCUCCAACGUGGUCUUCCCUCAUUAUCUCACUCCAUGACUAUUACUUUCGCUGAAACUAAUCCAAAUUCCUUUUAAUGAUCUUGCAACUGAUAGACUGAGUUCCACUAUGGCAAAGAGAUUGCUCCUAUUAUUGGUGGUGAUGGCGUCAGUAACGCAGUCUCCAUUCCUGAUACUUGCUUCAACACUUCAAGACCCUUUGCUUUUGGAGCGUGAGGUAGCAGCCCAUAGGUGGUCUCCCUUGAUAUGGUUCCAUCCUUCCGAGGCCUAUUUUCCAAGUUCUGUGCCCUUUUUCCUACAGCACACCACUCUGAGCAUGGGGAAAGGACAUGCUGAGGUACAACAGGGCUCAAGAGCACAAGGACUGAACUUGCCCUCAGGAAGACCAAGCCAGGAUUUUUAUCUUCUUGCAUCUCAUAACUUUGAAUGUCUGGACUGUACACUGCCUGGAUUUCUUCAUGGUCAAAAGCCAAAGAAGAACUAUUCACCUCCAGUAUAUGUCACAAUACACACAUGCCCUUCAGUCCUCUCAUCACGAGCUGUUAGAAAUACUGAGAUCUCUCUUAGUGAUGAUGAGUUCAUCAGCCUCAAGACCUACAAUGAUGCUCUAGAAAAUAUUACAACAGAGUCCAUUUCUCACACUGACCAUAGACCUACAUUUUCUGCCAUUGAUGCUACUAUGGAACAAAAUACAUCUUCUCUUUAUACAAAUUUUACAUAUUUAUUGCCAAAUAUUUCUUCCCAAGACAAUCAAGCUCAAGGAAGAAAAAUUCAUUCCUCUGUUUCUACUCUUGAAACAGGAAACCCACAAUAUGAAGAAAACACUACAAGCUUUUCAAUCUGUAUCAAUAAUGGCACUUCAUGCCAAAAAAGCAUUAUUGAAGAGAAAACUCAUAUAAACAUGACAAAAGUUCAAAUUCCUGAUUAUUCAAACAAUUUAGACACCAGAAACAUAAGAGUCAUUGAUAAUAUUCCACUGAGGACUACUGUAACUCCAUAUACAAAUGAAUCACAGAUCACAAAAAUAUAUUUUACUGAAUUUCUAAAUUCAUCAUUAUCACAACAAAAUGAUACUCAAGUGAAUAAUACAAAUGAUUUAAUAAACAAAACCAAAUCAACUUCAAUAAGACUGUAUUAUAAUAAUGAAAAGCAACAUGGAAGAGCACCCACUAACAAAGACCAAUUCCUUCCAUCUGAACAACAAUAUACUAUAACCUACUGGAUGUUUUAUCCCUACAACAGAGGCAAAAAUGUAUGCACUAUUAAUCUUGGAUUCUUUGGAAAAAUGUUCAAGAUAAAAAUAAAUGGUGUGUGCUAUGGUGAGGAAAUUACUUUGGGAAACCAUGUUGGAGACUGGGAGCAUGUAUCCAUUAAAUUUAAAGGUAGUGAGCCGACUCAUAUGUACGUGUCAGCCCAUACUUUUGGGGCUUACUACACUUAUGAUGCCAAAAACCAUAGGUUUAUCUAUGAAGAUGAAGACACAAGAGAGGGCAUUUCCAUGUCACCAGUUUAUCCCAAAAUUAUUCACUUUGCAGGAUCUCAUCCUAUUCUUUAUUCAGCAAAAGGAUCUCAUGGUUUAUGGGGAGCUGAAGGUACCAAUCAGUACAACUCACUACCACUGCUGCAAGAUGAAACGGGUAAAGGUACACCAUGGAAAAUAUGGAAAAAUCUAAAAAUCAUAGAUGUGCAAGAUCCACUAUCAGUGCAACAACAUGGGUAAAUUAAUAUGAUAUUUCUUAUACAUAGAUUAAAUAAAUUUUAGAUUAAAUGGACAAAAUAUUAGUUUUCAGACUUAACAGACAUUGCACUAAAAAAUACAAUAUAUUUAUUAAUUUGCAUACUAUUAACAUUCCAUGCCUAUUGAGUAAUGAAAUAUCCAACAGUUAAUAACACUUGUUGAUAUAGAUGGUAGUGUACACCUGACCACCAAUUGUGGGUGGAAGAUACAUGUUCAAAUGUUUAUGACCUCAAUUUAUAUGUUUGUUCCUGACUUCUAUUUCAUGCUGGCAAUUUUAUUGAAUUAUAUAUGAAAAUUCUUGAUGCCAACACCAAGAUCAACAUUGUAAUAAAUCACAACUAAUGAUGUCUUCCUUUACCUAUUAAUGUGCUGAAUCCAAAUCAACUACAUAACAAUAUUCCAAAUGAAAAUUAUGA